Stylonychia lemnae is the source of this 1110-nucleotide messenger RNA. Lineage: Eukaryota; Ciliophora; Spirotrichea; Sporadotrichida; Oxytrichidae. The record is from the annotation of a GenBank genome assembly.
AUGGGAGUUAUGGAAGGAAUAGGCUUUUAUGAUAUCGCCUAUGAGAGUACUAGACUAAUAUUUGUGGUAUUAGCUAAAGCAGGAAUAGCUAUUACAGGUGUUUAUUUCAGCCUUAAGCAGGUUCAAAAUCUCGAUGAUACAUCAAUUCCAUAAUAUCAAGAAACAAAAUAUUACUAUCUCUUCAUGUCUCUUUUCUUGCUACUAGAAUGCAUUGAUAUAUUUGUAGACUACUUUACCGAUCUUAAAGCAACUGGAAAGAUUUGCAAAUUCAUUCCUGCCAAAAUUGCGAAUACAAUGAUUAUAGCUUUUCAAAUCCCAUUUAUAGUUAUAGGAUUGGUGAUGUACAAUUAAAGGAUAAGCACAUCAUGGAAUGACAGGAAGGUACAUUACAUCAAUUAUGAACUAAGUCAGAAUAUCACUCUCUUUAAUAUGACAUUAUCAGAAAGAAGGGAACUAGCUUCUGAGGAAGCAGAUGAAUUUAUUGAUAAUAUCACUAAAGACUAUUUGGUAUUUUCGAUAAUCGUUGCAAUGGGACUCUUAUUGAAUAUUUACUAAUUAUUUAGCGUAAUAGCAGAAAGAGAAGGAGGAACCUGGGAAAAAGUUUUAGAAAAAUUGAUAUUUGAUAUGCUUUUGAGUGGUGUAGUUGUAAUCCUAGUUGUUUAACUCAUUACACCUUUAAGUUUAGAAAUUGAUUUUACUGAAAAUUAAGUUGAUCAAUUGAGCUUAUGGAGAAAGUAAGCUAGAUUUUCAAAGAUAGCCAGUAAUGACUUUACAAUUGGAAUUGAAUCAUUCUAUGCUCUUGGAGUUGCUUGCUUUGAUGUAAUUUAGGGACUUGUUAAAGCCGUAGCUUAUGGUUGUGAUAAAAAGAACGAUGGAAUUAGCUUAGGCGUCAAACUUUUAAUGUUCAAAUGCUUUAUUUUCGUAAUACCUGGAAUAAUUGCAAUCCUUAGCAUUUUUAUUUACUAUUCUUAGACAACUUCGGCAUUAUAAUUUGACUCUCCAGCUGUGCUAUUUUUUUCUUGUAUCUGCAUUGAACUUGGAUUUUUUAGCUUAUUAUUCAUGUUUUCAAUCCUUUUAUGCAUGCUUGGAAUCUGUAAGUGCUGCUGUUGA